CAAAAUUUAGCCAACAAUUUGUGUUAGUGUAAUUAAUAAAUAAAGAAUGAAACAAAAAAUAAAUAAAUUACUAUUUAUAAGCUGUGUUAAAAGGGUUUUUUCUUAAAUUAAAAAUCUAAUAAAAAAAAGUAAAUAAUUUAAUUUAACUGAAAAUUGUUUAAUUAAAUUCAAAAUACAAAAACAUCGUGCUAAAAUAUCAUCUACCAGCCCGAAAAACAAAAGGAAGACAACAUUUUUUAUUCGUGUCAAUAAAAAAUAAUUAAUAAUAAUUGUGUUUCAAAUACAUCAUCAUCAUCGAGUACAAAAUAUAAACUCUCGAAAUCGUUGAUAAACGGAUAUCUCUAUAUGUUUUGGCCGAGUUAAAGACAGAAUUUUUUAAAUUCAAUUGAAAAUAAAUUAAAAAGUAAAAGGGCUUUUGUGUUUUUGCUGUUUUGCUAUAAAUAAAACGCCACCCAAGAAAUUUGUACAUGUUGAGAAGACUAAAAAGACAAAGUGAAACCAAACCAGGCAUUUAUUGAAUUGUACAACCAACCCAGCGGUUUCUGCUUCUAUUAUUUAUUUAUCAAUUAAUAAAUAAAUAAAUUACAAAACAAAUAUUCAAAUAAAUAACUAACUAACUAAAUAAAUAUGGUGAAUAUAACGGAUAGCGGUGGCAAACAUGCCCCUCAAGAAAUGGAACAAUUCAUACCCGGCGACGGUUUAAGCGGUAAUACAAAAUAUAAAAUUCAACCUCGCAAAGAUGCUGAACAUGCUUUAACUCAAUCUGAUUUUGAUCCUUUUGUGGCCCGUCAAAAUGAACAUCCCACAACAGAUAAUGAAACCUUAACGCAUUUGCUGAAGGCCUCUCUAGGCACUGGUAUUCUUUCCAUGCCCAUUGCUUUUAUGUACUCCGGUAUUAUUAUGGGUAUAUUCGCUACAAUUAUUACCGCCAUCGUCUGUACACACUGCAGUUAUGUAUUGGUGAAAUGUGGUCAUAAAUUGUAUUACAAAACGAGGCGUACAAAAAUGAGUUUUGCCGAAAUUGCUGAAGUUGCAUUUGAAAAUGGUCCCAAAUGGUGUCGCGGUUUUGCACCCGUUGCAAAAUUCUCCAUAUUAUUUGGUCUGUUCCUCACAUACUUCGGUACAUGUUCCGUAUACACUGUAAUUGUAGCAAAGAACUUUGAACAGGUUAUGGAACAUUGGUUGGGCUAUGAAGUCUCUUUGCGUUUACUCAUUACCUGCUUGCUCAUCCCACUCAUCUUGUUGUCGUGGAUACCAAAUCUGAAAUAUCUUGCACCAGUUUCCAUGAUUGCCAAUCUAUUUAUGGGCUUGGGUUUGGGCAUUACUUUCUAUUAUCUCGUUCAGGAUUUGCCCCCAAUUGAGACGAGAGAUUUUGUACAUGUUUCCACACUGCCAGCCUUCUUCUCCAUUACCAUUUUUGCCAUGGAAGCCAUUGGUGUUGUUAUGCCGUUGGAGAACAAUAUGGAAAAUCCACGUCACUUUUUGGGCAUUUGUGGUGUACUGUCGCAGGGUAUGUCUGGCGUAACAUUGAUCUAUAUGUUUUUGGGUUUCUUGGGCUAUUUGCGUUACGGUAAUGAUACUGAAGAAAGUAUAACCUUGAAUUUGCCUGUAGAUGAAUGGCCUGCCCAAGCUGUUAAAGUGUUGAUCGCUUUAGCUGUUUUCUGUACCUUUGGUCUUCAGUUCUACGUGUGCUUGGAAAUUGUUUGGGAUUCCAUCAAAGAGAAGUGUACAAAACGUCCAACACUUGUUAACUAUGUAUUAAGAACUGUUUUGGUUACCGCUGCCGUCGUUUUAGCCAUUUCAGUGCCUACAAUUGCUCCGUUUAUGGGUCUUAUUGGUGCCUUCUGCUUUUCCAUUCUUGGCUUGAUAUUCCCCGUCUUUAUUGAAUUGGUUACCCAUUGGGAUACCGGUUUUGGUGCCUACAACUGGAUUGUAUGGAAGAAUGUUGUCAUAACUAUUUGCGGUGUGACCGCCUUAGUAUUUGGCUCGAUGAGCGCCAUAGAGGAUAUCGUUGGUUUGUACACCACAAAAACAUAAGAGAACUACUAAAAGAAUACAAAAUACAAACAAUAAUUUAAGAAAAUUAUUAUUUUAGCUUAAGUUUAAACCAACAAUUCGUAGUAUUUUUGUGCAAAUUAAAUUAAAUUGAAUUAAUUGAACAACACCAUACGAAUAAGUAUAAAAUUUUGUAAUUUUAAAAGACACUUUGUUCUCUUAAAAAAAAAAUAGGAAAGAAAGAAAAAAACACAUUUUAUAUAAAAUACUACUCUAUUAAUUUUGGAAUUUGUGUCGUUUUGUAUUUUAACAACACAAAGAGUAUAGAGUAUUAAAUUCUAACUAUUGUUAGAAAUUUAAUGGAAAACAAAAUUUGAAACAAUUUACAAUUUAAACUUAAAUUAAAUGAAAUGAAAUUAACAGAAUUUGCACGCUUUAUAUAUAUAUUUAAAUUCUAAACUAAAAACUGAAACAAGUUUAAAAAUAAAAAUGAAACAGUGCCUUUAUUUUUUCAUAUAAAAAUCUGUUUCUCUACAACUGUUUAUUAGAAAAACAUAAAUCGUAUACAUUUAUUGUUUAAAAAAACAGAUUUCCAAAACAUAUUUUUUAUAUAAAUUUUGUGAAAUCCAAAGACAGUUUAAAAAAAGUAGUUUAGUUUAAACAAAUAUAUAAAAAAAAAAAUUAAAAACAACAAAAUAUUGCAUGAGUUAAACAAAAUUCAACAACAAAAUCAUGCAUUUAGAAAGAUUUUUUUUUUAAGUAUCCAAAAAAUACUUUAUACAGCUCAGAUCAGGUCUAUUAUAUUUAAUUAUCUACAAUAAUAAAGCAAGAUUUAUUUAUAAUGUUUAUUAUUUUUUUGUUUUGUUUUUCUUAACUUUUAAUUAUUUUUUUUGUAUAAAUACAUGCAUGCAUAUUUUAUAUUUAAUAUUUUUUUGUUUUUAAGCUACAUAAAUCUCAUUAUGAUUUUUAAAAUCUUGCUUUGUCAUAAUCUUAAAAUAAGAAAACACAAUUUUCUGUAAUUCAUGUAAUUUGUUUUUCAAAAUUUCAAAUAUUUAAAAAAAAGAAUAUGCAAUAUAAAUUUUACAUUAGCAAUGGAAAGUUGUGUUUUUAUGUUAAGAGUAUUAAUUUAAUUUAAAUUAUUAAAUUCUUUUGUAAACAAUAGUUAAACAAAUUCAUGUAAUCAUUAGUACUCAAUUCAAUUCAAAACAAAGAAAAAAAUAUAAAAUUUUUUUUAUUUUUACACAAAACAAAA
Calliphora vicina (urban bluebottle blowfly) is the source of this 3247-nucleotide messenger RNA. It is a transcript of the gene path, whose product is annotated as pathetic. NCBI's taxonomy places the organism in Eukaryota, Metazoa, Arthropoda, Insecta, Diptera, Calliphoridae. Gene Ontology annotation, molecular function: L-amino acid transmembrane transporter activity. The coding region runs from base 628 to 2037 and encodes 469 amino acids. Gene Ontology annotation, biological process: amino acid transmembrane transport. The transcript has 11 exons. The record is from RefSeq and is a predicted model, not a curated record.